AUGACAGAGACAACAAUUAAACAAUUGGCAACCGUUUUUCCAAUAGAUGCUAAAGCGUUGGAGCCAGAUCCGAAAUUUCGACGACGUCGUUCUAUUAUUCGUGAGUUUAGUCUUAAUACUUCAACUCAUGGUAUUCCAGGUAUUGCACGUAGUCAAAAUAUAGAUAAUCGAAUUUUUUGGAUAGUUUCAACACUCAUUUUUACUGGUAUUAUGCUCUUUUUUAUUGUUGAAUCAAUGAAAGCUUAUUUCAAUUAUCCAACACAAACAUCAGUAUCAUUUAUUGUCGAACGUUCACAAGCAUUUCCAGCAGUCAGUAUAUGCAAUUUUUCACCAAUUCGUUUUGAUAAUUUUAUUGAACCAUUUCUAAAUUUUACCAAAUUUCUAAAUUUGACUUAUACAAAUGAUACAAGCACCAUUUCUAUCGAACUAGUUCCUUAUAUUACUGAAUUUGUUCAAAAUUUACUAAAUGAUUCUGAGCCUGUAACUAGUUAUUUUUUUCCUUUGAAUUCAACGUUAAUCUCUUGUUUAUACAAUGGUCAACGUUGUCAAGCUAAUGAUUUUAUUCCAUUUUAUUCAUCUUCUUUUGGUCGUUGCUAUACAUUCAAUGCUAAAAUGAAGUUAAAUCAAAGUAGUGUACGAAGUACUACUGAUUUUGGAGGUAUUGGUAGACUUGAAUUACAACUGUAUGCACACAGUCAUCAAUAUAUUCCAUAUAUUGCACGAGAUGUAUCAGUUGGCAUGAUAGCUAUGAUUCAUGAUAAUACAGAAUUACCACUUAUUGAAGUAGCUGGUAUUCAACUUGAACCUGGAUGA
This is a messenger RNA of Rotaria sordida, 813 nucleotides long. The record is from the annotation of a GenBank genome assembly. Lineage: Eukaryota; Metazoa; Rotifera; Eurotatoria; Philodinida; Philodinidae.